Messenger RNA from Merops nubicus (carmine bee-eater), 832 nucleotides. It is a transcript of the gene THOC7, whose product is annotated as THO complex 7 homolog (Drosophila). The transcript has 7 exons. Gene Ontology annotation, cellular component: THO complex part of transcription export complex. Gene Ontology annotation, biological process: mRNA processing; mRNA export from nucleus. The record is from RefSeq and is a predicted model, not a curated record. The coding region runs from base 1 to 519 and encodes 172 amino acids. NCBI's taxonomy places the organism in Eukaryota, Metazoa, Chordata, Aves, Coraciiformes, Meropidae.
AUGGCGAUGGAGCUGGUGACGACAGGCGGAUCAAUUUGUUGUUACAGCCAGUACCAACGAAUGCUGAGUACUUUAUCACAGUGUGAAUUUUCAAUGGGAAAAACUCUUCUGGUGUAUGAUAUGAACCUGAGAGAAAUGGAAAAUUAUGAAAAAAUCUACAAGGAUAUAGAAAAUAGUAUAGCUGCUGCACAUGAGAAGAUUUCUGAAUGCAAAAAACAAAUCCUGCAAGCAAAAAGGAUUCGAAAAAAUCGCCAGGAAUAUGACGCUCUGGCCAAAGUCAUACAACACCAUCCAGACAGACAUGAAACACUGAAGCAGCUGGAAGCUUUGGGAAAAGAACUGCAACAUCUUUCUCACAUUAAAGAAAAUGUUGAAGAUAAGUUGGAGCUGAGAAGAAAGCAGUUUCAUGUUCUCCUGAGCACCAUCCAUGAACUUCAGCAAACCCUGGAAAAUGAUGAAAAACUUUCAGAAGCCGAAGAAUCUCAAGAAACUCAGAUGGAAACAGAGACCAAACAGUAGAUGCAACAUGAAGACUACUGACCAUGCUAUCAAAGAAUAUCCAAGUGUCUUCACUUUCUAUUGAAGCCAACAGUAAGAGAGAUGGAGCUGAAAAAUAAUUUUCUAAUGCUUCUGUGAAUUUUUAUACAAAAAUACUUGUUUUGCUUAUGUUUCAGGAAAAACAGUUACAGAUCUGUGCAGACAGGCACUUUGCAUUAAUCAACAGUCUUUGUAAUUUGUGACAAGAAAGAUGUUUUCUGUUACAAAGGAAGAAGCUUCUGCACAGUACUUGUGAACUAAGGUGUUUGCAAAACAUGGUCAAUAAAAGGUGUUU